Caenorhabditis sp. 36 PRJEB53466 is the source of this 1997-nucleotide messenger RNA. The record is from the annotation of a GenBank genome assembly. NCBI's taxonomy places the organism in Eukaryota, Metazoa, Nematoda, Chromadorea, Rhabditida, Rhabditidae.
AUGUCUUCUUCGAACUUCGGAACCGUUGAGAACGGCCAAGCCCAAGUGGAGAAGCAGCGUCUGGAGACGGUAAGUAGAGUUAACCUAGUUAGGGUACACAAGAAAAUGUUCUCCUUGCCUAUUUUUCCAUCCGACUGGCACUCAAACUGGUAAUUUCAGGAGAACAAGCACCUGAUAGUCUCCAUCCAGGCUUACAUCAGGGCCAAUGAGAAGCUGGUGUGCGAGAACACAGUUCUCUACUCCGAAACCAGAGAGAUGAAGAAGGAGGUGGAUUCGUUGCGGCAGGUAAUUCAGAAAAUAAGCCUAAUUCAAAUACAAAUUUUUCUUUUUAGGAGAGCGCCGCCAACUUGAGCAAGGCCAACGAGGCCAUUCAGUACUCGCAUCUCCUGGAGAAGAUGCUUGACAGCGCCACGGACGCUACAACCAUGUCGCAGGAGCGCGAAAGAGCGACCGAGGCUCUCCAGGCGGAGCUCGACAAGUUCCGCCAGGAGAACAUGGAGCUCCAUGACAUCAUGGAGGAGUUUGAGAACAUGUGGGCUGCCGAUUCGAAGCAGUUCCAGGAGGGACUUAGAGUUCUGCGAGAGGAGAGAGCGCGGCUCGAAGGGGAGCUGGAAGCGGCCGGCUACACAAUCGAUAGCAUGUCAGCAACCAUUAUCGAACAGAAGCAGGAUAUCGACACGGCGAACGUGGAGAACGAGGAUCUGAGGGAGAGGAUUCGGGAGCUGGAGAGAGAACGCUGGCAGAUCAAUGAAACUGUGCUCCUGAAAGAAGCGCUCAAGGUACUCGGUGAUAAAGAAGAAAAGGCGACUGAAGAGCUGCAGAUCCUGACCGAGGAAAUGAAAAUUAAGGAUGAAGCCUUCGAUUCUGAUAUUGCCAAGCUCAAGAACGAGUUGGACUGCAACACUCGCGCUCACAACGCAGAGCGAGAAAGUUGGGAAGAUCAAGUCAAAAUUCUCCAGGACGAGAUCGAAAAGCUGACCGCCGACCAUGAAGAAUACGAGGAGUUGAUGUCCGAAGAGAUGGAUAUUGUCAAGACAGCUUUGGAUCACAGCGAGGCGGCGUACAGAGCUCUGAUCUCCGAACACAGAAACUGCCAACUCGCGAUGCUCAAAGGCUCGGAGGACAUUAAGCUGGAAAAGGAGCGCAUGGGAAUGCAAAUUGCCGAUUUGGAGCAUCAGCUGAACUGCCACAAGAAUGUCGUUCGUACCCAUGAACAGAGUCUAGAGCAAAGGGAGAUUCGUAUCAAGGAACUCGAGAUUGACGCGCAGAAAACUCAGCAGAAGAUGAGCGACUUGCAGUACCAACAUCAGUGCGACAUGAAAUUCGCUCUGCAUGAAGAAACGAAGAAACACGAACGGCAGAUCGACGCCGUCAUGACUCACCACAAGAAUGAGCUCCAAAACGAACAGGAGGCCUCGAGAGCGAUUCUUCUGAGAGAGAGGAACACUCAUGCCGAAGUUCUCGAAAAAGCUCAGAAUACGAUUGCCAAGCGCAUUAAGCUCUUCGACACUCUCAAAAUAUCAACCGACAUCACGAUUGAUGAAAUGUCCAGGGAGAUCCAAUGUCUCAGGAAGACGGCCGCCAAGCAUAGCAAUAAGAUUCGUGACCUCGACGGUCUGAUUCUUAUGAUCCAAAAAGAGCACCUCCGCGAGAUUAUUAUGCUGAACGACGCUCACGCGAAGCUGGUGAACAACCUGGGAGUGCAAACGUUCGAUUCGGAAUUCGACAACGGCAACAACGACGACGUUAGACCAGAGGAGGAGAACGAGUCGGAGGACGAGGAGGAUGAGGAGGAUGAGGAGGAUGAGGACGAGGAGGAUGAGGACGAGGAGGAUGAGGAGGAUGAGGACGAAGACGAGGAGGAAGACGAGGAGGAAGACGAGGAGGAAGACGAGGAGGAGUCGGCCGAAGAAGAAGAAAACAACGACGAGCAGAACGAGGAUGCAUCCGAUGGCGGGGAAAGCGGCCACGACGAUUGGGAGCUGAUCAAUGAAUAA